CCUCUGCUCUCCAUGGCCAUACAUCCGUUAACUCUCUUUCUCUCUCUCUCUAUUUUGUCAAGGUCCGCACUUUAAGGCCGCCUUCUCUCUUUUCUCUCUCUGCACUCUGUUCUUCUUCUUCUUCGUUCCCUUUAGCAAUGGACUCUGCAACUAUCAGAGCUUCUUCGUCUUCUCUCUCUUCUUCUUCUUCCUCCUUUUUUUCUCUUUUGCCUAACCCUAACCCUAGCCCUAACCCGGGCUUGUUUUCGUUGAGGUUUCCGGGUGGUGAUUUGCCCGUGUUUAAGUCUAUCAGGUGCAUUCAGUCUCUGCCUCCUGAUUCUGCUCCCUCCUCCCAGUCUCCGCUCAAGCCCAAUUCUCGGAGUCCUGGGUUUUCCUUCUCUUGUUCGGCGGUGUCGUUUUCUCCGUCGCGAACGUCGGAGCUCGCGUCGUGCAAGCUGGGCCGUUUGAUCUCUGAGUUUCGGGCUCUGGAGGAGCCGGUUGAUCGCGUGAAGCGACUGCUGCACUACGCGAGUGUGCUUCCGCCGUUGGAGGAGUCCGCGCGGGUGGCGGGAAAUCGAGUCAUGGGGUGUACGGCGCAGGUGUGGUUAGAGGUAAAGAUGGAUGGAGAGGGGAGGAUGAGGUUCGCGGCGGACUCGGACUCGGAGAUCACGAAGGGGUUUUGUUCGUGUUUAAUUUGGGUGCUGGACGGGGCGGCGCCGGAGGAGGUAUUGGCGUUGAAAACGGAUGAUUUGGCUGCCUUGAAUGUUGGGUUGCCCGGUGCUGGUCAUUCCAGAGUGAAUACUUGGCACAAUGUUUUGAUUGGUAUGCAUAAAAGGACUAAGGCUUUGGUCGCUGAUAGAGCGGGAAAGCCUCGUGCCGAUCCUUUUCCGUCGCUAGUAAUCAACGCUGAUGGUAUCCAUGCAAAGGGAAGCUAUGCUGAAGCCCAGGCAAGAUUUCUGUUUCCAGAGGAAUUAAAGGUUAAAGAACUAGUCAAUGUGCUAAAGGAGAAGAAAAUUGGUGUUGCGGCACACUUUUACAUGGAUCCUGAGGUCCAAGGUGUCUUGACUGCUGCACAGAAGGAGUGGCCUCACAUUUACAUCUCUGACUCAUUAAUUAUGGCAGAUAUGGCUGUCAAGAUGGCAAAAGCUGGAUGUCAAUUCAUUGCAGUUUUGGGCGUAGAUUUUAUGGCAGAAAAUGUGCGUGCCAUCCUUGAUCAAGCUGGCUUUGGAGAGGUUGGUGUUUACAGGAUGUCAAAUGAACGCAUUGGUUGCUCUUUGGCAGAUGCUGCUGCUACACCUGCAUAUAUGAAUUAUCUUGAAGCUGCUUCUGCCUCACCUCCUGCUUUGCAUGUUGUUUAUAUAAACACUUCGUUAGAGACAAAAGCAUAUGCUCAUGAACUUGUGCCAACAAUUACCUGUACUUCUUCUAAUGUUGUGCAAACCAUUCUGCAGGCAUUUGCUCAAGUUCCAAAUUUAAACAUAUGGUAUGGACCUGAUACCUACAUGGGUGCAAACAUUAGGGAGUUGCUUCAGCAAAUGACUACAAUGACUGAUGAAGAAAUUGCUGUGAUACAUCCACAACACAAUAGAGAUUCAAUAAAAUCAUUGCUAUCUCACCUGCAUUAUUAUCAGGAUGGAACAUGCAUUGUCCAUCAUCUUUUUGGACACGAAGUUGUGGAGAAGAUAAAUGAAAUGUACUGCGAUGCAUUCCUAACUGCUCAUUUGGAGGUCCCUGGAGAAAUGUUCUCUCUGGCUAUGGAAGCAAAGAGAAGAGGAACGGGGGUGGUGGGUUCCACCCAAAAUAUAUUAGAUUUCAUAAAACAGAGAGUUCAAGAAUCUUUGGAUAAGAAUCGGAAUGACCACCUCCAAUUUGUAUUAGGAACAGAAUCAGGAAUGGUGACUUCAAUUGUUGCAGCAGUUCGGACUUUGUUAGGUUCUGCCAAAUCCUCUUCUGGGAGUGCAGAUGUCACUGUUGAGAUUGUCUUUCCUGUUUCAUCAGAAUCAUUGACCAAAACAUCAUCAAAUUCAUACCUGGGGCGAAAUUCUGUUGAAAUGGGCGGUUUCAUACUCCCCGUGAUACCUGGAGUUGCUAGUGGGGAGGGAUGCUCUAUUCAUGGUGGCUGUGCAUCCUGUCCUUACAUGAAGAUGAAUUCUCUUAGCUCACUGCUUAAAGUUUGCCACCAUCUGCCUCAUGAGAAAGAAGUACUCUCAGACUAUGAAGCUGGGCGAUUCCAUUCGCAAACUCCUAAUGGGAAUUCUAUUGCAGAUGUUGGAUGUGAGCCCAUUUUGAACAUGAGACACUUCCAGGCUACAAAAGAAUUGCCAGAGAAGCUCGUCUCCCAGAUCCUCCAUUCGCACAGCAAUGGAAGAUCAACUUCAAUAAGUUGAACAGGGUAGGACAAGAAACAUCAACUUCAAUUAGUCAAGCACUAUAGGCCAUGAAACGGCUGCUGCUAUUUGAGUCGGGUUGCAAUGUGGUGGAAGGCUUCCCUUGAAGCAAAAGUUGUCCUGUUUCUGGUGCCAGUACUUUCCUUUCACCACAAUUUUUGUGAUACAAGUCUUUUCUUUCUCACAUUUGUUUCCCUUGUUUGUUCAACAGAUAGUUCAGUCUUAAAUUUAUAUAUAAAUAAAAUUCAUGUUAAAUA
This is a messenger RNA of Vitis riparia (riverbank grape), 2623 nucleotides long. Its product is annotated as quinolinate synthase, chloroplastic. Gene Ontology annotation, molecular function: quinolinate synthetase A activity; 4 iron, 4 sulfur cluster binding. Gene Ontology annotation, cellular component: chloroplast. The record is from RefSeq and is a predicted model, not a curated record. The coding region runs from base 138 to 2366 and encodes 742 amino acids. Gene Ontology annotation, biological process: 'de novo' NAD+ biosynthetic process from L-aspartate. Lineage: Eukaryota; Viridiplantae; Streptophyta; Magnoliopsida; Vitales; Vitaceae. The transcript is spliced from 7 exons.